Molecule: messenger RNA, 1770 nt
Organism: Gymnogyps californianus (California condor)
Lineage: Eukaryota; Metazoa; Chordata; Aves; Accipitriformes; Cathartidae
Product: scavenger receptor cysteine-rich type 1 protein M130-like
Exons: 8
Cellular component (GO): membrane
Source: RefSeq, a predicted model, not a curated record
AUGAAAAUAGUUGAGAAGGAAAAGAAAGGCAUGCUGUCCCUCUGGCCUCUCCCCCAGCUCCUGAGGGUACAAGAGCACCAAUCCACCCUCUCUCCUCCUCCUCUGUCCCCAGAGUACACAGGGUUCAGGCUGGUGAACGGCAGCACAGCGUGUGCGGGGAAGGUGGAGGUCCAGGUGCUGGGGACCUGGGGGACCCUCUGUGCCUCCCGCUGGGAUCUCUCGGAUGCCCACGUUCUCUGUCAUCAACUCAACUGUGGGUUUGCUGAGGCCAUUCCUGGAGGAGAGCAUUUUGGGAGAGAGACUGGCCCUGUCUGGAGAGACUCCUUCCACUGUGACGGCACUGAAGCCCACCUAGCACAGUGCCCAGUGAUCACCCUGGGGGCCUCACCAUGCUCCCACGGGAACACUGCUGCUGUCAUUUGCUCAGGCUCAGCCGGCUUUGCAUCCCUGCGGCUGGUGGGCGGAGGGAGCCGGUGCGACGGAUGAGUGGAGAUCUUCCAGCAUGGGAUGUGGGGCAGAGUUCUGGAUGAUGAGUGGGACGUGCAGGAGGCCAGUGUGGUGUGCCGGCAGCUGCGGUGCGGAGAGGCAGGGACAGCCUACAACCCCCCAAAGCCUGAGCGAGGGACGGGCCCCGUGGGGCUGCGAGGGGUCCGGUGCGCAGGGCAUGAGGCCAACCUGGCCCUCUGCAACACCUCCCUGCCUGAGAGUGCACUGGCAGCAGGGGUUGCGGAAGACGUGGGAGUCAUUUGCUGGGGUGGGUGGGCAGCCAGGCCCUGACAGCAAUUGGGCUUUCUACCCACUACAGGGAGCCGGCGGGUCCGACUGGUGAACGGGACUGGGCGCUGUGCUGGGAGAGUGGAGCUGUACUACCAGGGCACCUGGGGGACUGUGUGUGAUGAUGGCUGGGACCUGUCUGAUGCCGCCGUCGUUUGCCACCAGCUGGGCUGUGGAGGGGCGGUGGAGGCGGCUGGCUCUGCUCGGUUUGGGGAAGGCUCCGGGCAGAUCUGGCUGGAUGGCGUGAACUGCUCUGGGACCGAAGCUGCUCUCUGGGACUGCCCUGCUGGGCCCUGGGGGCAGCACGACUGCGGGCACAAAGAGGACGUGGGAGUCAUCUGCUCAGAGUUUGUGGCCCUGAGGCUGGAGGACAGCGACGGCUGCUCCGGGCGCCUGCAGGUUUUCUACAACGGGACAUGGGGGAGCAUUUGCUCCAACUCGAUGACUCUUGACACGGUGUCACUGGCAUGCCAGGAGCUGGGCUGCGGGGAUGGAGGAUCCCUGGAAACACGCCUGCCCUACGGCAGGGUGUCUGGCCCUGCCUGGCUGGAUAACGUGCAGUGUGGGGAGAAAACCAGCUCCUUCUGGCAGUGUCCCUCCACUCCCUGGAACCCGCAGUCAUGUGAAGACCUGCGAGAUGAGAUCCACAUCACCUGCAAUGAUCCCACUCGAGGCCGUCUGACUGGCAGCGGGAGAGUCUCAGUGCCCGUCAUCAUCUGCAUCAUCCUGGGGGCCCUUCUCUGCCUGCUCCUGGCCCUCCUGGCUGGGCAAGUGCUAAGCACCAGGACUGGGCGCAGAGGCUCCAGGAGAGCUCAGGAGCUCUUCCCCGAGGCCGUGUACGAGGAGAUCGGUUACAGCCCAGCAUGGGAGAAGCAGGCGAGGUUUGGUCGCUCAGAUGUUCUUGUCCUGGCCGCAGAUUUCUUCUUAUUAAAAGUCUCUGAGGGCUUUGACCCACAGCUGGUGCUUGCCUGCCCAGGUGGCGGGGUGUCUCCCUGA